UCAAACGAGGAGUCCAAACACAAACUCCAACGGGGAAGACUUUAUUUUGAAUCUCGAGUUGCCAAAAGGUAAUAGCAUCAGAGGCAGAGCAGAGGAAAUCUUGCAGAGUUGCGCAAAAAUGGGGCUCAGCGACGAUCAAGUAUCAUCCAUGAAGGAAGCCUUCCAAUUGUUCGACACCGACGGGGACGGCAGGAUUGCGCCGUCGGAGCUCGGAAUCCUGAUGCGCUCCCUCGGCGGAAACCCUACCCAGGCUCAGCUCAAGGCCAUCGUUUCCGAGGAGAAGCUUGAUUCGCCCUUCGAUUUCAGCCGAUUCCUGGACCUCAUGUCCAAGCAUCUGAAGCCGGAGCCGUUCGAUCGUCAGCUUCGGGACGCCUUCAAGGUUUUGGACAAGGAAGGCACUGGAUGCGUCGUAGUUUCGGAUCUCAGGCACAUUCUUACCAGCAUUGGGGAGAAAUUGGAGCCUGCGGAGUUUGACGAGUGGAUCCGCGAGGUGGAUGUUAAGCCAGAUGGAAAGAUCCGGUAUGAGGAUUUCAUCGCGCGCAUGGUCGCCAAGUAAGCAGAUGAUCGAUCCCAUCUCUGGUUGUUCCAAUAUUAGGAUUGUACCAAAGUGCACUUCCAGACAUUCAUUAUUCCACCACAAGACUUCUUUUCAAUGUCUCCAAAUUUCUGGUUUGAAUUUUAGGGCCCUUUGUUUGAUUUUGAAUGUUUUAAGGUUAUUUGAUUCAUGUUUGAAUUGAUUCUGAGGACAGUUUUUAAUGUUGUUGUUGAACACUUUGUUCAGUUUGGGUGCAUGUUCUUGAUUAUUGAUUUGCA
Molecule: messenger RNA, 813 nt
Organism: Andrographis paniculata
Lineage: Eukaryota; Viridiplantae; Streptophyta; Magnoliopsida; Lamiales; Acanthaceae
Product: probable calcium-binding protein CML13
Exons: 2
Coding region: 119-556 (145 amino acids)
Cellular component (GO): myosin II complex
Molecular function (GO): calcium ion binding
Source: RefSeq, a predicted model, not a curated record